Molecule: messenger RNA, 750 nt
Organism: Cadophora gregata
Lineage: Eukaryota; Fungi; Ascomycota; Leotiomycetes; Helotiales; Ploettnerulaceae
Exons: 2
Coding region: 1-750 (249 amino acids)
Source: RefSeq, a predicted model, not a curated record
AUGCCACCCAGCUCGGUCGGACAGAGACCAGAUUUCUGCCGUAUCCUCCUCCUUGGGGAUAAUGGCUCAGGCAAAACAUCACUCAUAACGCGAUUCGUAUUCAAUGUCUUCUCAGCCUCAUCUAUUUCCAACGAAGCUCCAACGGCUCCCAACAGGCACCGCACCCAACGCAUGGUCUCCUCUUACCCUUGCAUCAUCGAGCUUGUGGAAGCGGAACCCCUACCGGGUGCUUCUAAGAACGGGGAUGUACAUGCCGACAUUGUUAAAGAGAUCGCGAAUGCGGAUGCCGUCGUACUAGUCUACAGUAUCUGUGGGUUGAGAUGGCAUCCUCUGCAUCGGGAAAUUGGGAGUGAAAGAGAUGCGUGGAGGACGGUACCGCUCGAGGGAGUGAGACGUUUUGGAAAUUUGGUGAAGGGGCACGUAUUAAGUGAGGAGGAGGGGCAAGGCAGCAGGGAGGAAGAGGCGGUAAUGUUGGUGCUAGGAUGUCAAAGAGAUAGAGAGGAUCUGAGAAUUGUGAAAGAAGACGACGGGAGAGCCUUGGCAGGGGAGUUGGGAUGUGGAUUUGCUGAGGUUGAAGUGGAAAGUGGAUGCGAGGGUAUCAAUGUUGUUAUUGACAGGCUUGUUAUGCAGGUCCGAGAACAAAGGAAAUGGAGAGCUGGGGGCAGCUGUAAGGGAGAGAGGCUUUCGACUGAGAAGGAUGCAACCGAUGCAACGGCUACCAGGUUCUGGGAGAGGAUGCUCCGUAGAUAA